Messenger RNA from Siniperca chuatsi (mandarin fish), 1041 nucleotides. Its product is annotated as protein FAM177A1. The record is from RefSeq and is a predicted model, not a curated record. The coding region runs from base 221 to 784 and encodes 187 amino acids. NCBI's taxonomy places the organism in Eukaryota, Metazoa, Chordata, Actinopteri, Centrarchiformes, Sinipercidae. The transcript has 5 exons.
AACUGAUUGCAUUAUAGUGACAGCUCUUUAACUACUUGCCUGUGAUAAGGUUUGCUCUGCUGUAUUUGGCGUCUCAGGUUUCAAGUCUGAUCCUGUAUCCUGUAGUUGUUUUUCUCCACAUAGCAUAGCAUAGAGUCAGUGUGGAUGGACAUACAGUAGAGCUGUGGCAUGAGAAAGAAUCAACGGUGUUGUAUUGGAGCCAUAAAGAAAGACUUGAAGAAUGAACAACAGUGAAGAGGAAAACUGUCCAAUCUGUCAGACAUCACUAGACAUCCAUGAAACAGAGUUUGGGAAUCCUGCCGUGUCCAAACAGAGGAGAAUAAUCCACUUCUCCAGUGGUGAAACUCUGGAAGAAGAAGACAGUGAGGAGGACGAGGAACCGUCAUCAAACAGACCUCCCUUCAGAGAACCUGCAGAGAAGACUAGGUUCUCAUUCAAGAAUGUGGCCAUUCUAGUUGGAAGGAUUUCACUGCUGACUUGCGAUUUCCUUGGAGAGAGACUAGCUGGUGCACUAGGACUGAAUGCAGCCAAAUACCAGUAUGCCAUAGAUCAACAUCAUCGUGACCACAAGAAAACAAACAGCCAAACCACAAACGACCUCAUGAAAGGACAGGCAGAGACCAUCCACCUCUCUCCCGAAAGAAAUGGGAGUCAUUAUGGAGCUACAGGAGGUGUAAGAUGCCCUACUGAUUCCCGGAAGAGCUGUGAUGAGAAACAUAAGGACAGAAAUUCUGAAGGAUAUCACAACAGAGGCUAUCAAGUAGAUGAGGAUUACUUGGAAUAAAACUAAAAGAAGAAAGCAAUGAGGGCAAUGAAAAUGAAAGUGCACUUUGUAAAAAAUAUUGCAAUAAUGCUUGCUUAAAGUAUGGUGGUGCUGUUUGUAGUAUGGUAAUGUUACAACAAAACUAUGUGAAGAAAAAAAUCACACCAACAAACUUAAAGAUUUCAGUCUGUGGCUAAUGCUGUAAAGGAUGGUGCAAGAUUGCAAUUUUGUUUAUGUGAUAACCAAAUAAAUCGAGUACCCUGUCGUGAACGCAUAAA